Musa acuminata subsp. malaccensis (wild Malaysian banana) is the source of this 1180-nucleotide messenger RNA. RefSeq lists its product as uncharacterized. Gene Ontology annotation, biological process: regulation of DNA-templated transcription. The record is from RefSeq and is a predicted model, not a curated record. Gene Ontology annotation, molecular function: transcription coregulator activity; protein binding. Lineage: Eukaryota; Viridiplantae; Streptophyta; Magnoliopsida; Zingiberales; Musaceae. Gene Ontology annotation, cellular component: histone deacetylase complex.
AAAGAGAGACAGUCUCACUCUCUCUCUCUCCCCGUCUCCUUCCCCCAAAUGACUCAUCCCUAAUUUUCUCCAAAAUUGCAUCUUUUUUGCUGCAAUGCUCGAUCUCCGGUUCCGAUUUGGCGCGGGGAUCUGAUUCCUGCGACUUCUUUGAUCCCUUUUGGUGCUGAAUUGAGGUGGGUGGAGUGGAGGGGAGCGGGAAGGCGAUGCUGGGAGCAAUGGACGGCGGGUGCCACCAUAGCUCCGGGGAGAGCAGCGAGGAGGAACUGUCGGUGCUGCCGCGGCACACCAAGGUGGUAGUGACCGGCAACAACCGGACCAAGUCGGUGCUCGUCGGCCUCCAGGGGGUCGUCAAGAAGGCUGUCGGCCUCGGCGGAUGGCAUUGGCUGGUUCUUACUAAUGGCAUAGAAGUGAAACUGCAAAGAAAUGCCCUUAGUGUCAUUGAAGCCCCUACUGGUCAUGAGGAAGAUGAUGAGAUUGAAUGCGACAACAUGCACUGGAAUGGUUCGGAUGUGGUUCUUGCAGUGUGUGAUGAUGUGCAAGCACAAAAGCCACACAGGUCAAGAGUCAGGCACCAUAAAGGGUCAUCUAACAAAUCCUUGAGCCGGUCUCAGUCCUGUGAUUCACAUUCUAAGGGAUCUAUUUCAUCUUCCAGGGGUGCAACGAAAGUUGACCUGAGCAAGCUGGAAACAAGAGCAUUGUGGAGAUAUUGGCGUCAUUUUAAUCUUGUGGAUGCCAGUCCUAACCCUUCUAAAGAGCAGCUAGUUGAUGCAGUCCAGAGGCACUUCAUGUCACAGCAAUUGGACGAGUUGCAGGUUAUCAUAGGGUUUGUGCAGGCUGCAAAGAGAUUGAAGACAGUCUGCAAUUGACCUGAGAGGAGCUUCCUACAUUUUAUCUUGCUAACAGAUUGGUAGUAGGCCUUCGCUAUCUGUAGCCACAUCAUGUAACAUAUGUAAGAUGAGUUUGGGUGUCGGAACAAGUUUGGUUACUGAUUUGGGGAGCUAGAAUUUUCCUGUUCAAGUCCUAUAAUGUAGAUAAGUACUGCAGUAAGGGCCACUCAGGCAGUAUGCUUGGGGACAUUAUCAAUGGUGCACUGCUGAGAAUGAGUAAGAAAUGUCAUGUUCUUGUUCUUUAGGUGUCAAAUCCUGGAACUGUUAUCAAAAUGGAUGUCUUGUUUUACGUA